This is a messenger RNA of Panicum hallii, 491 nucleotides long. Its product is annotated as putative glutaredoxin-C2. The transcript has a single exon. Bases 76 to 393 code for a protein of 105 amino acids. Lineage: Eukaryota; Viridiplantae; Streptophyta; Magnoliopsida; Poales; Poaceae. The record is from RefSeq and is a predicted model, not a curated record.
ACAGCAGCAGAGAACCAGCAGCCUGCUCGGUCGAUCGAGCAAGUGAGGGGGUGAACGAAGUUUGAUCGAUCGUCAAUGGCGGACGGCGGCGUGGCGAGGCUGGCGUCGCAGCGCGCGGUGGUGAUCUUCGGGACGAGCAACUGCUGCAUGUGCCACGCCGUGAAGACGCUCUUCUCCGACCUGGGCGCGAGCUGGGCGGUGUGCGAGCUGGACAAGGACCCCAGGGGCAAGGACAUCGAGAAGGCGCUGGCGCGCAUGGUGGGCCGCAGCCCGCCCGUGCCGGCGGUAUUCAUCGGCGGCAAGCUGGUCGGCCCCACCGACCAGGUCAUGUCGCUGCACCUCGGCGGCAAGCUGGUGCCGCUGCUGCGCGAGGCCGGCGCCCUGUGGCUGUGAGCGCUAACCCAUCAGCUAGCCUCCCAUGAUUAAUGCUUAAUGCAUGAGUGAAGCUGCUUCUACGUAUGCUUAAUGCAUAUGAAGUUAUGGUUACAUGC